This is a messenger RNA of Fusarium pseudograminearum CS3096, 1239 nucleotides long. RefSeq lists its product as uncharacterized. The record is from RefSeq and is a predicted model, not a curated record. Lineage: Eukaryota; Fungi; Ascomycota; Sordariomycetes; Hypocreales; Nectriaceae. The coding region runs from base 1 to 1239 and encodes 412 amino acids. The transcript has a single exon.
AUGUCUCGUCUACCCGCUCGUCAAAUUGGCAACGCCUGCUAUCGAUGCGCUUUCACACCAGCGCCUACAAUUGCCAACCAAGCCUUUGUCAGCGGAGUUCUCCUAGCCACUGUCCGUCAUAGUCGAAAGCCUGCGAUUAGAGGGUCGAGUAAACGAUGGGCUGCGACAUCUUCGACAUAUCCUGACCUCAACAUCCAGCCUGCCGAUGCGGAGAAAGUCCCCAGACAGCUGACCGACCCUACACAACUGGCAAACAUCGUGGAAAGCACAAAAAAGAAAUUUCUUGCGACAGAUGGCAUCCCAGCGAAGCAAUUGACGACUGCGGCCCUCGAGACAUGCCUCAAGGCUGCUCAGGCUCUUCAACCGCAGAUCCACAGAGCUGAGGCUCAAUCAAGGGCAUCAACGUCAAAGCUCAUGGAAUUGGGAGCAGAGCGGACUGGCCAGAGACCGAACACCAUGGAUGCGGGACUGGCUGAUAGCGUCAAGAAGAUUUCAUACUCGGCGUACUCUAUCAUUUCACAGCCCAAUGUUGAGAUCACACCCGCUUUCCUUGAGCUUUACGUCGCCAUCCAGUCCUCACUAGGUCGACCCGAGUCGCUCCCUGCGGUGUUCGAGAUGUAUGCGACCAAAAAGAAGCCUGUGGUAAAGAAUGGUGUAGUCCAAUAUGCGGCGUCAAAUCCCAAUGCUGCAGUCAAGGCCAUUGAGAAGGACGUUGCCGAUAUGGCUUUGCAGACUGCCAUUGAUUCCAAGCACCUGGACGCAGCUCUGGGCAUUGUAGAGGCUUCAUUCAGUCUUCCCGCAUUUAAGCGUCAGAAGCUCAUCAAGAACGCCACUACUCCUGCCAUCGCUCUAGGUACCCUCCCCUUUGGCAUCUUUGGCCUCGCAACCGCAUAUGCCACAUACUGGCAGAACACUAUGGAUAUCACGACGGCAACGGGAAUUGGCAUUGCUGGUAUUUCCGGAUACUUCAUGGUUGUGGGAUCGAUGGGAAUGAUUGCCAAGCUGAGUAACAAGGACCAGAUGAGGCGUGUGACUUGGGCACCCGGUACACCGCUACGAACCCGGUGGAUGAGAGAAGAGGAGCGAGCGGCAAUGGACAAGAUUGCAUGUGCCUGGGGAUUCAAGGAACCUUGGAGGCACGGAGAGGAGUCUGGACCUGAGUGGGAGGGUCUCAAGGAGUACAUGGGAUACCGUCAGAUGAUUCUUGAUCGUGUUGAAUUUAUGGAGGGCAUGAGCUAA